CUUCAAAUUCCUCAACUAGUUAUGAAGUGAACCUCGUUGUUUCGCCGUGCACGUUUCUUUUAAAGUUUCUGAUAAAAUAAGCAUUUUCUUUUGAAUAAUCCCCAGUCUAAAAUUAAAAAUGACUGCUGAACUAGCAGAAUCACAAAUACAAAUUAAACUAGUGACAAAACAACAGAGUCAUGCAGUCCCGGAUGUUCCUCUAUCAGUCCCAACAAAUAUUGAUACAAAGAAUCUGAAUAAACUGGUCAAUGAGCUUUUAAAGGAAAAUGUAGCUGUAUUUCUUAAAGCAAUUGAGUUUGACUUUCUUGUACUUGGAGAAUUGCUGAGAGUACCACUCUUGGAACAUCUACAAGAAAAGAAUGCCAGCACAGAAGCCACCAUUGAAGUGGAGUAUGUGGAACGCACGCCGGCACCACAACCAGAAGAUGCUUUAUUGCAUGAUGACUGGGUAGCUGCAAUUGAAGUUGCAGACAAAUGGAUUUUAACUGGUUGCUAUGACAACACAGUAAACAUAUGGACAACAAAAGGCAAACACCAAGCAAUUGGCAACAAUCACUCGAAUUGCAUCCGAUCUGUGAGCUGGCUGCGCAAGGGUGACCCAAGCGGUGGUUUCGUCAGUUGCUCACACGAUCUCUCCGCGAUUCUCUGGCAUUGGGAGCCGGGCACGACAGAAGUCCACCCGAAAAUCAUCCUUAAAGGCCAUGAACGCGGUAUUGACACUGUAUCAGUGAGUCCAAACAGCGCCCGACUUGUCAGCGGCGGUUGGGAUACAAACUUAAAAAUAUGGAGCGCGUCGUUAGAGCAAGAAGACGACGAACCGCCAAACAAGAAAAGCAAAGGUCUCACCGUACGCACACCGGUGCAUACUUUAAAGGGACAUAAGGAGACUAUCUCCGGAUCCAAAUGGAUGGAUAAUAGUACAGUAGCAACCAGCAGUAUGGAUCACACUAUUAAAGUGUGGGACGUUGAGCUUUGCGGAAUCAAAACCGAAAUAGUUGGACAAAAAGCCUUCCUAAGUUUAUCAUGGUCACCAUUAACCAACACCAUACUAGCUUCGUCAGCAGAUAGACAUAUUCGAAUGUACGACCCAAGAUCCUCCGAAGGAUCUGUUUGUAAAACAACAUAUACAUCGCACACAUUGUGGGUUUCCGCCGUUUGCUGGUCUAAUUACGAUGAACAUUUGUUCAUGUCAGGCGGAUAUGAUCAAUGUGUCAAACUAUGGGACACUAGAUGUCCUAAAGCUCCACUUUACGACCUACAGGGACACCAGGGUAAAGUUCUGUGCGUUGACUGGACGAGCGAUAAAUAUCUGGUUUCGGGCGGGUCGGAUAAUAGCGUCAACAUAUUUAAAAAUACACACCAACAAACGCUGGUACGCUAAUUUAUGAUAAUACGAAAAACAAACCAAUCUAACUAGAGAAUUUCAAAUCAACAUUACAUUUUGUCCGGGUGUAUUGAAUCAGUUACGCCAAUUUGUGAAUGAUGAACCGCUGUAACAGAAUAAAACAUUGGAAAUUAUGUUGAAUUAAAAUUAUAGGUUAUAAA
Messenger RNA from Dalotia coriaria, 1545 nucleotides. Its product is annotated as ribosome biogenesis protein WDR12 homolog. The transcript is spliced from 4 exons. Gene Ontology annotation, molecular function: protein binding. The coding region runs from base 119 to 1381 and encodes 420 amino acids. The record is from RefSeq and is a predicted model, not a curated record. Gene Ontology annotation, biological process: ribosome biogenesis. Lineage: Eukaryota; Metazoa; Arthropoda; Insecta; Coleoptera; Staphylinidae.